GAAGGAUAGGCAUCAAAGAUGGGUGGGGACAACAAUUUUUCAUAUGGACCAAAAAUUAUGAAUGGAGGACUUGCGGGUAUUAUUGGUGUGUCGUGUGUCUUCCCGAUUGAUUUGGUAAAAACUCGCCUGCAAAAUCAAACUGUGGGGGCUGAUGGCAAGCUGCAAUAUUCUGGAAUUGCCGAUUGUGCAAAGCAAACAUGGCGAUCUGGUGGAGCUUCGACCCUAGCGAAAUUCCGUGGAAUGUACAGCGGUUCAGGAGUCAAUAUUCUACUUAUCACACCCGAAAAAGCAAUCAAACUUGUUGCCAACGAUUUCUUCCGUCACAAACUCGCCAAGGAAGGCGAGAAGCAAUUGUCAGUUGGCAGGGGAAUGUUGGCCGGAGGAUUGGCUGGCAUGUUCCAGAUCUCUGUGACAACACCGAUGGAGUUGUUGAAAAUUCAGAUGCAGGAUCAAGGAAGAACGUUGAAACCUGGACAGCAGAAAUUGUCAGCAACUCAGUUGACUAUGAAGCUUGUUAAGGAGAACGGAAUCGCUGCACUUUACAAGGGGCUCAGCUCAACUCUAGCGCGUGACGUCACUUUCUCUGUGAUCUACUUCCCACUCUUUGCCUACCUUGAUUCAUUGGCUCCAAGAAAGCCAGAUGGUAGUGGAGAUGCAGUUUUCUAUGGAAGUUUCUUGGCUGGUUUGACAUCUGGAGCAGCUUCAUCCUUCUGUGUGACGCCACUCGAUGUGAUCAAGACUAGAAUGCAAACUAUUAACAAAGGAGCAAAUGAGAUUGUCUACAAGAAUAUUCCAGACGCAUUUGUCACGAUUUUCAAAAAUGAAGGACCAAAAGCUUUGUUCAAAGGAGCCGCUUGUCGUAUGAUGGUUAUGGCACCACUUUUCGGUAUCGCCCAAACUGUCUACUACAUUGGAGUUGCUGAAAAGAUUCUUGGAAUCCAAAAAGCCACACAUGUCUAGAUUUAUUUAGCUUCAAAUUUACUAAAAUUUCUCUAUUUUUGACAACCAAUUGCCAUACCAAAAUGAUUCACCAGUUCGUUUUUCUUUCCUUGCAUUACCAAUUUUCAUGUUUUCUUUCCAACUUCAAAAUUCCCAUGGUCAGUAUUCGUAGGAUUUUGCCAGAUUUUUAAUAAAACAUAAUCAAAGUUUUUU
Molecule: messenger RNA, 1152 nt
Organism: Caenorhabditis elegans
Lineage: Eukaryota; Metazoa; Nematoda; Chromadorea; Rhabditida; Rhabditidae
Gene: slc-25A18.1
Product: Mitochondrial glutamate carrier 1
Exons: 6
Coding region: 19-960 (313 amino acids)
Source: RefSeq, marked reviewed